Molecule: messenger RNA, 3524 nt
Organism: Trematomus bernacchii (emerald rockcod)
Lineage: Eukaryota; Metazoa; Chordata; Actinopteri; Perciformes; Nototheniidae
Exons: 2
Coding region: 800-2731 (643 amino acids)
Source: RefSeq, a predicted model, not a curated record
AUGGUGCUUGGAUUUGAGAUAAAGUGCUUGAAAUUGUAAAUGCUUUACUUUUACAAUAAAUUGAUGUCUGACUGAAUAGUUCGCUUUUUAGAUUAAAAGAAAAGAAUUGCUUCGCUUCUACAUAAAACAGCUCCGCUCCGGCCUUCCCACGCUAUGCGCGCGACCUGCAAGUGUUUUUUUGUGUGUGACCUGGGCAUUCAAAUGAGAGUGAUUAUAGAUGACAGUAUGCCAGGAGGUUGCUGUUUUAACGAGCGUUGGCUAUCCGAAGAAAAAUACAAGCCAUGGCUUGUACAACUGAAUUUCCCCACAGGGAUUAAUAAAGGUCCAUCUUAUCUUAUCUUAAAACGAGGAUCAACCCAACGAAUAGCCUCCUGCAAAGUUUGCCACAAAGAAUUUCAAUUAUUCACGAUGGGAGAGUCUGCGCUGACGAGCCACAUGAAAGGAAAGAAGCAUCAAGAUUGGAUGAGAAGACUUCAAACUCCAGGUCCUACAUUAGGAGAUUUUUUCCUAACAGACAAGGGAUGCAUCAAGCAGCACAGCUACAUCCACAUCAGCAACCAGCAGUGUAGAGAGAGCCAAUACAGUGGAAGCCACCUGUGGAGUAGCGACAGGAGUUGCCCCUCUAAUAUCAGCAGGUUCAUCAAAUCCACCCAAUUCAUCCAGCAAGACCACAGGCACUUUAACAUCAUUUGUUAGCUCUAAUCCAACACUCAAAGCAGAAAUAUGUUGGGCAACAAACGUUGUAACCAGCCACUAUUCGUACAAAUCAUGUGAGAACGCAGAGGCCAUUUUCCAGACAAUGUUUCCUGACAGUGAUGUAGCGAAGCAGUUCAGUUGUGGGGAGAAUAAAGUGGCAUAUCUCACUACAUUUGGGAUUGGUCCUCAUUUCUCUUCCAUAAUGAAGGCCAAAGCCAAGAAAGAGUCUGGAUAUGUUCUUCUGUUCGAUGAAAGUCUGAAUCGGGAAAUGAAGAAAAGCCAGCUUGACAUCCACAUUCGAUUCUGGAAUGAUAACCAAGUAAACUCAAGGUAUCUGACAUCGUUUUUCAUGGGUCAUCUCACUGCAGCACAAAUCUAUGAGAAGGUUGAGACAGUGUGUUUGGAUAUAGGCUUCCAGAACCUGAUUCAACUGUCAAUGGACGGCCCAAAUGUGAACUGGAAACUCUUCUCCAUAGCCCAGCAAAACAUUGAAGGACAAACCGGCAAGAAAAUGCUAAAUGUAGGAAGCUGUGGUUUGCAUAUACUACACAACUCCUUUAGAGCAGGGUGUGCAGCCACAAACUGGGAGCUGGGAAAUGCUCUGUCAGCCCUUAAAUGGCUUUUCAAGGAUGUUCCAGCUCGUAGAGAGGACUAUACAGAAGUCACUGGUACCUCAUCCUUCCCUCUUGACUUCUGUCAUCAUCGAUGGCUUGAAAAUGUGGAGGUAGCUGAGCGUGCCUUACAGAUUUUGCCUUCUCUAAAAAUAUACAUCGAUGCUGCCAAAAUGAAAACUGUAACAGAACCAUCUACUAAGUCUUUUAAGACUGCUCAGAUGAUUGUUCAAGAUGACCUCUUCGAAGCAAAGCUCAACUUCUUUUUAAUGGUGGCAAGGAAAGUCACACCUUUUUUGAAGUUAUACCAGACUGAUAAACCGAUGCUGUCAUUUAUGAGUGAGGAUCUCUCUAAUAUACUGAGGAGUCUAAUGGAGAAGUUUAUCAAGCCCAGUGUCAUGAAGAAUGCCACUACCACAGUCAAGCUUCUGCAAGUUGACUUAACUGACCCAGUCAACCACAUGGAUGUCACCAAACUGAGAGUGGGAUUUGUCACAGAGCGAGGUCUGGAGGAACACAUGAAGAAGAACUCAGGUGCUGAGAGGUUGAGGCUGGAGUUCAGAGAGAAUUGCAAGUUGUUUUUGCUGAAGAUGGUCUCCAAGCUUUUGGAAAAGGCUCCACUGAAAUAUCCCCUUGCAAGAAACUUGUCUGUUCUGGAUCCAAGGGUGCUUCUCAAGAGCAAAGAAGUAAGCACACGAAAACUCACUACUGUUCUGCGGCUCCUUGUGGAAACUGGCCGCAUUGAAGAAAAAUGUUGCGAUGAGAUCAUUAGGGAGUUUGGUCACUUCUAUGACCACAGCCUUAUGUCAGCGCCAGAUUCCUUCAGGGACUUCAACCCACAAAGUGGAAGAUUGGAUGAAUUCUACCAGGAGCAUUUAUCCAACAAAGCAGAGUGUCGUCAUCUAUGGGAGGUAGUAAAACUCGUCCUGGUCCUUUCACAUGGUCAAGCAUCCGUUGAGAGAGGGUUUUCAGUUAACAAGGAAGUGAUGGUGGAGAACCUCAAAGAGCAUUCAUUGAUUGCUCAGCGGGUCAUUAAUGACCAUGUGCACAGUGUUGGAGGGCUGCUCAACAUAGCCUACACAAAAGAGCUGCUCAUCUCUGCAGCAUCUGCCAGGCAGAAAUAUCACAUGUAUCUUGAUGACCAAAGACGUCUAAAGCAAGAUGAGAAGAAGACACAGAAGAGGAAAGGAAUGAUGGAGGAGAUAACACAGAUAAAAGCCAAAAAGAAGAGAAUGGAGGAAGACAUAAGGGUCCUCAUGAAGUCUGCUGAUCAUAACGCAGAAAAAGCUGAGUCACAAGGACAACUAAGCUUCAUCUCCAAGUCCAAUGGCCUUCGAAGAGCUGCUAAGGAAAAGGAAAGACAUCUGGAGACUUUGGAGAGACAGCUAACUGAUAAACUCAAGGAACUGAAAGACACUCCCUAAUAGGCCGUAUGCUAUUUAGCCUUGAAUGAUUCAGUGUAUAAGCCUUGGUGUCUCUCUGUCUCAGCUCGCAGCACACACACACACACACACGCACACAAAACCUACUGACCCAAAGGACCUUGUCAGGCUCUGUAGGCCUCGUAGUGUCGCAGUAGUCAGGAAGGCAGGGAACUAAUUGUUACCUUGGCUGUGUAAGAUGUCGGUUUGUUUACCUCAAUAGAUUUCUAUGCUGUUUGGUAUAAGAAAAUGUGGUUUGUGUCUCCCACUUCCGUUUCCUUUCAUGUAAAUAGUUUAAUCCUGUGAUUGCUCCUGCGUGUUGUGUGAGGAUGCAUUUAGGGACUCGUGUGUUCUGCAGACCUGUGGUGGAGCACUCAUCCGCCGCAGAGUAGCGAAUAAAUCCAGAGAAAUCCACUCGAUGGAGAAGGGAUGUUAAAACCCAAACUGGAAUCCGGUCUGUCUCAAUGAGCCUCAUUUUCUGAUUUAAAAAGUGGUUGUACAUUUUAUCUUACGAUAAAUCAAUAUUGUAAAAACCAAAACUCUUACACAGAAAGAGGAUCUCUGCACACGCUCCCCCACUUCAGAAACUGACCUCAUGCUGUUACUCAGAUUAAAGUCUUAUGUUCUGUUUUUAUUAGAUAGAGAAAUACCUUGCGUUAUAUGGGGAGUUUGCCCAUAAUUUAUAUAAAUAUAUAUAUAUUUGUAUGAUGUAGAAAGUGUGUGCUCUGUGGCCUCGCUCUCUUCACACUGUGCUCGGUUGGUCGCAUUGUAUCAAAAGAAAACGUUUGUCCUAACC